AGGAUGAUUUUUUUAAAGUGGGUCCUGUUUACAUGUGUAACAGGUGAGGUAUUUAAUUCUCGGCCUUUUAAAUUUUACUUCCGCUCAAGAACAGUCGCACUGAGUUUUAUUGUGUUUUGUCGCACGCCUUACACCAAUGAAUAUACGUGAUUCCGGUCUUCUCUCUGCAGUAUUGUUUGUUGUUGAUCUCCUUAAAUCGUAUACAACCUCAAUGGAGCACAAGAUGACCUGAAACACACCCACUGUCCUUACUCAACGGUGAUGGAUACUACGACUGAUACUGAUCCUACAAGUGGUGGAGUGAUUGGUGUAGCGGUGUCCGCUUUUGUUGUUUUUGUUGUAAUGGUCAUUAUUAUGCUUUGUUGCUCCUGCAACCGAGGAAUGUUGAGAUCAUAUGCGUACAGUGUAGGUAUAUUGCGCCACAACCCACGGACCCAGCAGACGACUGCCACAUCAGAUGAUACAACCUCAAGAAUUACCUACCCUGCUCAACCCCAUCCACAGGAUGGGACAUGCGAUGAUGCGUUUCAGUAUGGAGUGGGAGAUUCGGAAAACCAGAAAUAUGAACACUCAAGUGGGCCAUCAUACGACGUACCAGCCCCAUCGUAUGAAUCGAUCUUUGGUCCAAAUGAAGUUAUUAUUCCUUCAUGUCCGCCAGAAGAAAUUUCGAACAGGACAGUCCCUUCAUCAUAUAAGACGUGAUAAAACAAUUAAAAAUCUAUGAGAAAAA
Messenger RNA from Ostrea edulis (European flat oyster), 730 nucleotides. RefSeq lists its product as uncharacterized. The record is from RefSeq and is a predicted model, not a curated record. NCBI's taxonomy places the organism in Eukaryota, Metazoa, Mollusca, Bivalvia, Ostreida, Ostreidae. The transcript is spliced from 3 exons. Bases 262 to 702 code for a protein of 146 amino acids.